Molecule: messenger RNA, 2330 nt
Organism: Eutrema salsugineum
Lineage: Eukaryota; Viridiplantae; Streptophyta; Magnoliopsida; Brassicales; Brassicaceae
Product: protein HAPLESS 2
Exons: 18
Coding region: 123-2258 (711 amino acids)
Source: RefSeq, a predicted model, not a curated record
CCGGAUUUUUGCUAUCUUCUUCCUCCUUCGAUUACGUCGGUUGAUCUUUCGUCAAUGAUUGGCUUCCUAGCGAUUGCUAUUUUUGCGGCCUCGUCUUCUUAAUCAUCUCCGAGUUUCAAAAAAUGGAGCACCACGCGAUGGUGAUUGCUUUUGUAAUCGUCGGAAAUCUCCUCCUUCCCGUAGUGUUCAACGAAGUCGAAGGGACUCAGAUUCUGUCGAAAUCAAAGCUCGAAAAGUGUGAGAAAACAUCCGAUUCAGGAAAUCUCAAUUGCACAACUAAAAUCAUUUUGAACCUCGCUGUUCCCAGCGGAUCCAGCGGAGGAGAGGCUUCGAUUGUAGCGGAAAUCGUCGAAGUGGAAGAUAAUUCGAGUAGUAAUAUGCAGACCGUACGGAUCCCACCGGUCAUAACAGUGAACAAAUCAGCAGCUUAUGCUCUCUAUGAUCUUACUUACAUUAGGGAUGUGCCUUACAAGCCACAAGAGUUUCACGUUACGACUCGAAAGUGUGAGCCUGAUGCUGGACCAGAUAUUGUAGAAAUAUGCGAGAGGUUACGAGAUGAAAAAGGUAACGUUCUUGAACAGACACAGCCAGUGUGUUGUCCAUGUGGACCGCAGAGAAGAAUGCCUUCAUCUUGUGGAGAUAUAUUUGAGAAGAUGAUCAAAGGUAAAGCAAACACUGCGCAUUGCCUUCGUUUUCCAGGUGACUGGUUCCAUGUUUUUGGAAUUGGGAAACGGUCACUAGGGUUUAGUGUUCGAGUUGAGUUGAAGACAGGAACUAGAGUUUCAGAAGUGAUCAUUGGUCCUGAAAACAGGACAGCUACUGCAAAUGAUAAUUUUCUCAAGGCUAAUCUCAUAGGAGACUUUGCUGGUUACACAAACAUUCCUUCUUUCGAGGACUUCUAUCUUGUAAUCCCAAGAGAGGGGGCUGCAGAGGGACAACCAGUGAACUUAGGUGGAAACUACUCAAUGUGGAUGCUUCUUGAGAGAGUGAGAUUCACAUUGGAUGGUCUAGAAUGUAACAAAAUUGGUGUUGGCUAUGAAGCUUUCAACAGCCAACCAGAUUUCUGCUCUGCACCAUAUUGGAGUUGCUUGCAUAAUCAACUAUGGAACUUCCGCGAGGCAGAUGCUAACCGGAUGAACCGGCACCAACUUCCUCUAUAUGGACUGGAAGGAAGAUUUGAGAGGAUCAAUCAACAUCCAAACACGGGGCCUCGCUCGUUCUCAAUUGGAGUUACAGAAACACUCAACACAAAUCUAUUGAUAGAACUAAGAGCUGAUGAUAUUGAAUACGUUUUCCAGAGGAGCCCUGGUAAGAUCCUAAACAUAGCUAUACCGACUUUCGAGGCACUUACACAAUUUGGAGUUGCUGCAGUCACAACCAAGAAUACUGGUGAAGUAGAAGCAUCUUAUAGCUUAACGUUCGAUUGCUCCAAAGGUGUGGCUUUCGUUGAGGAGCAAUUCUUUAUUAUAAAACCAAAGGAGGUUACAACUCGAUCUUUUAAGUUGUACCCUACUAAAGACCAGGCUGCAAAAUAUAUAUGCACAGCUAUACUUAAGGAUUCUCAGUUCAACGAGGUAGACAGAGCCGAGUGUCAAUUCAGCACGACAGCUACCGUUCUCGACAAUGGAACUCAGGUUACUAAUCCAUUUCAAAUUCCAGAAACUCAUCCUAAAGGUUUCUUUGAAUCGAUUAGGAUGUUGUGGACUAAACUCGUGAAUGGUUUAAUCGAUUUCAUCACCGGAGACACUUGCAGAAACAAAUGCUCGAGUUUCUUUGACUUCAGCUGUCACAUUCAGUACGUUUGCUUAAGCUGGAUGGUUAUGUUCGGUCUCCUCCUAGCUCUCUUCCCAACUACUUGUGUUCUUCUCUGGCUCUUGCACCAAAAGGGACUCUUUGAUCCAUUCUACGAUUGGUACGAAGACCAUUUUGACUCAGACCACCAUAGGUUAUUACAUACCAGAGAAACCGCCGGAAACCGCCAUCAUCAUCGUCACCAUCACCAUCACCAACUUCGUCAUGGUGUCAAAACGCAUAAUCAACAUCGCAGACACAAACACCAUCGUCAUGGGCAAGAACAAGAAGACGUGUUGCAGAAGAUGAUUGGACGAGACCACAAUGAUUCUCAUUAUUACCACCAACUUCACCGAGUCCAUAAAGAUGGCAAGCAGAAGCAGCGUCGGCGUAGCAAGCACGGGAUCGUCGUUCCACGUGAUGUGCACGUGGACAGGCGGAGAAGAGAGAGGCUACGUGAGGGUUAAAUAAAAGGGAGGUUUUAAACGAUGGCUUUGCUUAGACGUAAAGCUAGAAAAUCACUAUGUAGAAGAAGCAUC